Miscanthus lutarioriparius is the source of this 198-nucleotide messenger RNA. NCBI's taxonomy places the organism in Eukaryota, Viridiplantae, Streptophyta, Magnoliopsida, Poales, Poaceae. The record is from the annotation of a GenBank genome assembly.
AUGCUGUCCGGCACCGCCAGGGCUGCCGGGAUCAAGCCGGAGGUCGCCAUUACCAUCCCCAAGCGCUGCAACAUGGCCGAUCGCCCCGUCGGCUACAAGUGCGGAGGUGUGGAUCCUACAAACUGUGAACAGUAUACUACUCCCUCCAUCAAAAAGACGUUUACGUUUUGUUCAUUUCUAAAACAACGAUAUUUUUAG